AUGGACCCUCUAGCAGAAUAUAAGGAAUCGGUCCAGGAUCGCCUCGAAAAGGCUGACUUGGCCGUACAAGGGGUGUUAAACGAGAAUGUGAAGCUGAUGAGACAAUUAGAGUUGAAACAACAGGAGAUAGAAUCUUUGAAGGAACAAUUGCAAUCCGAUAAGACAAAGAUUUCUCAAUUGGAGGAUUCGAAAGCGGACGCAGAGGAACAAUCUGAGAUAAUGAAAGAUUUAUUCGAGCAAUUGUGUGGAGUAAGGAUACAUAAGACAUAUGAGGAUGAUCUAGGGCUGUGGUUUGAUACCAGUCAAGGGAACAAGAAUGGGAUAAUGGAUUACAAGUUAGGAUUCGUGAAGGGGAAGGACGAUGAGACGGAGAUUGUUUACGUACCGUUGUUGAAACAAAGGUCAGUACAAGAAUUGAAACAGUUACAAGAUCAGCUCCCCGAGUAUAUGUUCGAGACCCUCAGUUUUCCGCUAAAAUCGUUGAAUCAGUUUUAUAAUAAAUUAUCUAAAGGUUUGUCUAAGAGCGUGUGA
Kluyveromyces lactis is the source of this 531-nucleotide messenger RNA. RefSeq names its product Csm1p (gene CSM1). The transcript has a single exon. Lineage: Eukaryota; Fungi; Ascomycota; Saccharomycetes; Saccharomycetales; Saccharomycetaceae. The record is from RefSeq and is a predicted model, not a curated record. Gene Ontology annotation, molecular function: protein binding; microtubule site clamp. Gene Ontology annotation, biological process: meiotic sister chromatid segregation; homologous chromosome segregation; attachment of mitotic spindle microtubules to kinetochore. The coding region runs from base 1 to 531 and encodes 176 amino acids. Gene Ontology annotation, cellular component: mitotic spindle; nucleolus; chromosome, centromeric core domain.